CUCUGUUGAUCAAAUUACAAAAUAAGACGAAAAUAACAUGAGUAGCUUAUUUUAUCUAACACAAAUUGAACAAAAAUAAAUGUUUUUGUUUUUUUCAAAUCAAUUUUUACUUUGUUUUGAACAUUAUUUACAUAUAUGGUGUAAUAAAAAGUGUUUUUAUGCAUGACACCGAACGACUAGUGUCUCUAAAGAGAUGAAAAAUAUAAAUUAAAUCGUUGAAAGUGAAUUUCUCUUAAGAUAAAACUAAUCUUAAUUGAAGCAUUUCGAAAAUUGUGCAUUUUGGAUAAAAAGAAAAAAAAAAAUCUGGAAAAGUAAAGAGAGAAAAUGACGGAGUUGAACGAGGCAGCCUUUCCGAAAUCGGGCCGUGUUAAUGAAGUGUGUCGCGAAUGGUUGGUACGCGAAGACAGCGCUUUGGCACAACAAUUACAGUCGCAAGAAAUCAACGAUCAUUAUCGCGGCAAUCGCUAUCGAAAUCAAGUGGUUCGACAAGAUUUCCCAACCGCACUCUCGGAACAAAUAAAAGAAAAAGAAGUGGCCGAUCAACAGGCUGCACUUUACCAUCAAAUGCUUAAUGCUCAAACGGAAGCCGAUGCAAUUGUCGCACGCCAAGUGGCUGAAAAAUUGCGACGCGAACAGGACGUCGAGCGACGUCGAAAUAUCGAACAAAGUGAAUAUUUGGCGCGCCAACUUCAAGACGAUUUAGUGCUUCAUCCAAAACAUACAUCACCGGUGCCGGCACCGUCAUCAUCACGUAUGCAACAGCAAUCGUUUCAAAGUGCACUCGAACCGAUUGUCAAUGAAUUGCCCAUUCCGCCAAAGAAUCUGGGCACUAAAUUCAAUGGGCAGCAACGUCGAAAUUAUAAUGAAUGCGAUAUUGUUACAAAUCCAUCGUAUGUUACAGCCGCACCGCAAGUAUCGCCACAAAUUCGUGAUUCGCCUCAGUUGAACUACGUUUCGCUGGAAUUGAAUAUACCAAAAGAUAGUCAAAAACGUUUGGCAAAUCAUCAUGCAACACAAUACACCCAAGUGUAUGCUCAUAAUCCAAGCACACCACCGGCUCCAUUGUCACCGUCCGAUUCCGAUAGCCAUCAUUAUGAGCACAUUAAUUUACAUUCGCACACACCAGAAAAGAAGGCCAAUUCACAACCAUAUGCUGCUCAACGUGACUAUAAUUUUCCAACACCACACGAAGCGAUUGUAUUACCACCAAAACCAAAUAAACAACCACCAACAUCACCAUCAAAAGCAAUGAAUAGCAAACAAUAUGAAUUGCCAAAAUUACCGCCGAAAGCGAAGGAUUUAUCACCGAAAAAUCGUGGAAUUCAAAUGCUCACCACAGACUCAUUUGAUAUGCUGAUGGGAAAUCGAAACUCGUGCGAAAUUCCCGAUGAAUGCGAUAGUUUGGCCGUUGGCGGUGUCGAUCCGAAAGGGGCACGUAAUUUACAAUCGGAACGCAUUUUUAAUAGUAAUACACCAAAUAUCAAUCGCAUCGAUUCAGUCAAUGACAUUUUGAGCUAUGAUGAUGCGGUUGAAGAAGCGGCCAGCAGUUCGGUUAGUUGUUCAGAUCGUAUUCGGCAAUUGCAAGAGCUGGGCGUUCCAGCCGAUGAAAUACUCGAAAUUGAUCGACGUCUUACACAACAAGAGAAGGAUGAAGAGUUGGCGCGUCAAUUGCAAGAGGAAGAAGGUCAGGUGUGCAUGACACAAGAAGAGAAAGAUCGUAUGGUUGCCAUUGAAGCACAAGACAAAGAAUUGGCCAGGAUGUUACAGGAACGGGAGAAAGCCAAAGCUCGUCGAGCUAAAGAACGUGCGCGGGCUCGAAAACAGCAAUUACAAGAGCAAUUACAGCAAGAGAAAAUGCAACAAGAUGCGGCCGUUGAAACAGUUCAAUAUGUGGAAAAUUCAUCAGCUGUAUCAAAUUCACGUAGCCAUUCCGAUUCAAAUGAUAUUGAACACGAUUCAUACUCCGAUCCAAUCGAUUUGAUAAAUGCCAGAGAAAAUGCAAAGCAAUCGUAUCAAGUCGGUGAAUACUAUCACAGUAAACAGAGCAGUGGUGCAUCACGCGACUCAUUGUUCCACAGUGAUGAAAAUUACUCGAAUCCAGUUGAUUCAUUGCGAAAUGCGGUAAUGAGCGAUUUAAAUCAUAAUGCUUCACCUCCAAGGCCCAGUAAAAAGCAGUCCAGCAAACCACCGAGACCAAAAUCAGCCGAAAGUUUGGACGAUGUAGAACAUUCGUAUCCAAAUUCAUCGUCUCCCGGGCAAAAUAAUUCAGUUCCAAUGCCUACAAACGAAUCUCAAAAUUUUCUACCGGCCCAUCUAAAGUACACAACACCGGAUCAAAAUUCAAAUCCAAUUCCGCCAUAUAUGCCCAUCCAGGGGGUGCGUCGCAAUGGAAAUGUGCAGGCUGACAAAAAGAAAAAGCCAAAAGACAACAGAUGCACACACCAAUAAAGAAAAAAGAAUUUAAAAUAUAAUAUGUUUCGAAAUGAGUUUUGAAUAUGUUAAAAAUGGUUAAAUAUGUGUAUUUGCAUAUAGGGAGUUUAAUGCUUUCAAAAUGUUAGUAUGAAUUUAUGAAAAUCUAGCUAAAAUACAA
This is a messenger RNA of Contarinia nasturtii (swede midge), 2590 nucleotides long. RefSeq lists its product as uncharacterized. Bases 325 to 2448 code for a protein of 707 amino acids. Lineage: Eukaryota; Metazoa; Arthropoda; Insecta; Diptera; Cecidomyiidae. The record is from RefSeq and is a predicted model, not a curated record. The transcript has 5 exons.